CUCCAAAUUCUAAUCCCAGCGCCGAGUCAGGAGCCGGAUUACGAAAAAUCCUUCCGUUUAGUCAUUCUGGACGCCAAAAACCGACUCGACGUUCGUGUGCGUCGUGCUGUCCAACCGCCCAUCGAAAUGCAACAGCGCCGAAUGUACAAUGCUUCUUCGGAAAGUACGCCUGACAUCUGCCUUGUUUCUUGUUCUUCCACCCUCUCGCUGCCUUCCCUCUCCUCCCCUGGCUUUCCCCCUCUUUCGCUCUCCUACAUCUCAUUUCUCUAUCUGCCUCCAUCCGUCCUCCUCCUCCUCCUCCUGUUCCUCCUUUCAGUCCUCUCUCUGAACCCAAACCCCUUCGGUCGUAUGCUUCCCCUACGAAAAUCCCGUAAUCGGCACGCAUACGUACGGGCAUAUCAGAGUUUGCAUGUGGUCGCCUGA
This is a messenger RNA of Dibothriocephalus latus, 423 nucleotides long. The record is from the annotation of a GenBank genome assembly. NCBI's taxonomy places the organism in Eukaryota, Metazoa, Platyhelminthes, Cestoda, Diphyllobothriidea, Diphyllobothriidae.